Molecule: messenger RNA, 633 nt
Organism: Tetranychus urticae (two-spotted spider mite)
Lineage: Eukaryota; Metazoa; Arthropoda; Arachnida; Trombidiformes; Tetranychidae
Source: RefSeq, a predicted model, not a curated record
AUGGGUAAGGUUGAAGAAACAUCCUUGUCCCAUGAAAUUAAACAAUCAAAUAUUUACUGUGGUCGCGAUACUAUCCCAGGACAAGUGCCAUUCUACGCUUCAAUAGAAUAUGAUGAACCAAACGUGCAUUACGAAUUGUGUAGUGGUGUUUUGAUUGCAGAUCGAUGGAUAUUGACUGAGGCUUAUUGUUUAAAAUUUAUUUUUGGACCCAUACGGGUUGUUUUAGGUAACGAAUCAAACAACAAAACAAUUGGAGUGGAAGACUACUACAUCCAUCCGAAUGUUAGUCUUGAAACAACCAUGAACAAUAUCGCUCUUUUAUUAUUGAAAGAACCAGUUCAGUUCAGUAUGAACAUCCAACCAAUUUGUUUACCAGAGCCUGGAGAAGAUGAAACUUUUCAUGGUCGCUAUGGGACAGUUGCUGGCCGGGAAAAACUAAAUCCAACAGUGAGAAAAUUACCUUCAAAUAUGCACAUAACCACGUUGCCUAUCGACAGAUCUGAGGAUUGUGAUAAAUUUUUCAAAAAAGUCAUUAAAAAAAAUAUCACUGAUUCCUUUUUUUGUGCUGGUUACCCGAAAAGACGAAAAGAUGCAUGUUUUCCUGAUCGUGGCGAUCCGUUUAAUUUUGUAUAA